CAAAAUUAUUCAAAGAGUUAGUUUACAAUUAUAGGUGUUAAGAAGACAACAUGAAAUUUUUAUUAUUGUUGGCUUUCAUUUUAAGUGUUUGUUCACUUUCUUGUGCUCUCGUAACACUUAAACUCUUUAAAGAUCCAGCUCAUCCUGGCAAAUGUGUUUAUGAUAAUUAUGUGCUUUCAGUUGGUGAGAAAGCAAAAUUGCACAAUGAUUGUGCACUAAUAGUUUGCGGAAGGGAAAGUUUUGGUGUUAUUCAAACCUGUGAUCCAAUGGAUCCUCCUCCUGGUUGCAAAUUUACGGAAUACAUUAAUAUUCAUGCUCCAUUUGGCGAGUGCUGUGCCAAGAAACUUGUGUGUGCUUAAUAAGAUUUUAGUUAUUUAAAUAAACAGAAAUAUAACAAUUAAACAAA
Messenger RNA from Calliphora vicina (urban bluebottle blowfly), 406 nucleotides. RefSeq lists its product as uncharacterized. The record is from RefSeq and is a predicted model, not a curated record. NCBI's taxonomy places the organism in Eukaryota, Metazoa, Arthropoda, Insecta, Diptera, Calliphoridae. The coding region runs from base 51 to 359 and encodes 102 amino acids. The transcript has 3 exons.